Auanema sp. JU1783 is the source of this 5271-nucleotide messenger RNA. The record is from the annotation of a GenBank genome assembly. NCBI's taxonomy places the organism in Eukaryota, Metazoa, Nematoda, Chromadorea, Rhabditida, Rhabditidae.
AUGACUACAGAAGAAGUCGAACAGCACGUUCGUGAACGUUAUGAAGUCCAAAAACGAUUGGGUAAAGGGGCUUAUGGUAUUGUAUGGAAAUCAAUCGAUAAGCGUACGAAAGAUGUUGUAGCAUUAAAGAAGAUAUUCGAUGCGUUCCGUAAUGCAACUGAUUCUCAACGAACAUUUCGUGAAAUAAUGUUUUUACAAGAAUUUGGACGUCAUCCAAACAUUAUUAAACUAUUCAAUAUAAUUAAAGCUGAUAAUGAUAGAGAUAUUUAUUUAGUUUUUGAAUUUAUGGAAGCUGAUUUACAUAAUGUUAUCAAGAAGCAAUCUAUUCUCAAAGAUAUUCAUAAACAAUACAUAAUGUGCCAAUUAUUUCGUGCCAUUCGAUUCUUACAUAGUGGAAACGUGUUACACAGAGAUUUGAAGCCGUCGAACGUGCUGUUGGAUGCGGAUUGUCGCGUUAAGUUAGCAGAUUUCGGUUUAGCUCGUAGUUUAUCAUCGUUAGAAGAUUAUCCAGAAGGCCAGAAUAUGCCAGAUUUGACGGAAUAUGUUGCCACUCGAUGGUACAGAAGCCCAGAAAUACUAUUGGCUGCUAAGCGAUAUACGAAAGGCGUUGAUAUGUGGAGUCUGGGAUGCAUUCUGGCUGAAAUGCUUAUUGGGCGAGCACUAUUUCCUGGAACAUCAACGAUUAAUCAGAUUGAACGAAUUAUGAACACGAUUGCUAAACCAUCCAAAUCUGAUGUUGAAAGCAUUGGAAGUCAUUAUGCAGCUUCUGUAUUGGAGAAAAUGCCUCAAAGACCACGAAAACCAUUGGAAUCAAUGAUUCCCAGCAACAAUCCACAUGCUCUUGAUCUCAUCAAUCGAUUAUUAAUAUUCGCUCCACAUAAGCGAUUAACAAUAGAGCAAUGUUUGGUCCAUCCCUAUGUUCUCCAAUUCCAUAAUCCUGCCGAUGAGCCUGUCUUACCUUAUGACGUAUCACUACCAUUGCCGGAUCAUAUCCAGCUCUCCGUUGACGAAUACCGUAACAAGCUCUAUGACAUGAUGAACAUGAAGAAGACUCACAUACGACGUAUUCAACAUGACAAAAUAACCAAAAUUAUUGAACGACCCAUAUCAUCUAAGCCUCCUGCUAAUCGUAAUGAAAGACCUGCACCCAUAGCACAAGCUGAAUGUAGCGACACCGAUUAUGAUACAGCUAGAAGUCUGGCAAGAGCAGCAAGUGUUGAGAAGAAUGGUUCAUAUACAGAUACAUUGGGAACAUUACGAGAACGAGCUCAAUCAGCUGAUUCGCGUGGUUCACGGAGUGGAUCAUCUGGCAAACGUAUAAUACAACCACCUCAACCAACAAAGGAAAGACGUCGAUCCGUUGAUCGUCCACAAUUAGGACAUAUAACCCAUUACUAUUCUAGAAGAGAUAGAGUCGCCUUACCACUAGAGAUCACCGUAUCCGAUACUGUGCAGAGCAAGAGAGCAAUGCUCCUCUUCUAUUUAGCUUUCAAAGGUGCUAGCAUAGAUGGUAUCCUUAAAUGGUUUUCAUAUUUUAUUUUAACAGUCAUACUCACAAAGCCUUGUUGUGAUGCUCAACAGACUUAUGCUGAGAUGUCUACGAUUGACUUGUUUGGUUGGUGGCAUCUCUUCCCGUAUGGUCCUCUGUAUAACGAUGCCAAUCUGUUGAACAAGCCUCAUCAUGAUCGACAAAUCGAUUUCGACUUUGAUUUUCCCUUUUAUGGGUUCCGCUUCAACUACACAAUGAUCUACCCGAAUGGAAUGCUGGCGUUCUCUGAUCCUGAGUUCAUUCAACCUCCUUACACAUUUCCCAAUCCUCGUUGGCCGGAACAAAGAGAUGCGUCAUUCAUAGCUGCCUUCUAUGCUGAUCAGAUCUUCCAAUUCGUAGGAGAACGAGGUAUUUCAAAUGUGUGGUACAGAGUUAUUUUCCGUCCACGAGCGUUUGAAACUUUUGAUGAAUGGGGAAGUCCAUUAAUCAAUCCUAAAGAUGAAUAUGGCAGCAUGUUCGAGACUGCACGUGAUCGUUAUGAGAAAAGAAUGUGGGGUAGAGUUGAGGAUACAUAUCUGCUCGACAAUAUAACAAUGGCCAUCAGAGAAGGAAUAAUUGGAGCAAACGGAUUUCGAGCCGAUUAUGCGGUCAUCGUCACCUGGGAGCGAAUGGCCUAUGGUGGAGCUCCAAAAAUCACUCAGGUUAAUAGAUAUGAGGAAGCGAAGAGGUGGACGAAUACAUAUCAAGUGGUUCUUGCAACAGAUGAAAUCAGAAGUUAUGUUAUGUUCAACUAUGCUCAUAUCAACUGGACAUCCUCCAAUACUGCUGGAGCUUUGCAAGGUCGAGGAGGUCUUCAAAGUGCAAUUGCGGGUUUUAACGGCGGAAACGGUACUGGAUGGACAGCACUUCCUUACUCUGGAGAGGGUCGAGUUAUCAAGCUGCGCGAAUUCUCAAAUGUAGGAAUCCCAGGACGUUGGCUAUUCAGAGUUGAUGAGGAAAUCAUCCGAGGAGGAUGUAGUAACGAGAGUAUAGGAUACAUGACUACUGCCCCAAUUGCUGCUACAAUGAUUGGAGGAGUCUAUGUAAAUGUCUCAGGGCCGUGUUUACGGGGUGGUGAUGUAGUCAAAGUCAUUUUUGAUGAGUAUCAAGUGGAUUGUAUACGGCUUAGUAUGCAUCGAGCUCAGUGUGUGCUGCCUGUGAAUCGGAUGUAUAAAACAGGAUUGGUGAAUACGAAAAUGAGUCGAGAUGGGGGUCAGAGUUAUCCGUACAUCGGUACAUUCUACCUACUGCAACCUUCAUUAGCUUCACCACAUAUUAAACUGAUUGAUAAUCCUCGAGAACCGCACAAUAACUGGAGAAGUGCGAAUGCCACCAGGCUUCGUUUAGAAUGGGCACCUUAUAACUUGACAAAUGAUAUCAACGCUAUGGUGGAUAUCAAACUGAUGGGAUAUUGGGAAGAUACAGAUGAUCAUAUUUUUGAAGAAGUUGGAACUAUAGCUGAGCGAACAUCGAACGACGGUUUGUAUGAGUUCGAUCCAAGAACUCUAGCUCGGACAACUAUGCUUUUCGACUCUUGGAGGAAAUACUCGUUUGGAGUUGUUAGGAUAUCCAUUUCUGAUGCUGAUCAAACAACUGGAGUGUUCUGGAGCAAGCUGACACCAUUUGGAUGGUAUUUCCGAGAUGUGUGGGAGUACGAGCUGGGCCGCCAUUGGGCGUUAGAGCUAUGCCAGGAUUGGUUUGACUAUGAUGGGAAGCGUGUGAACUUCGCAAUGGACUUGGAACCCUUUGUGCCUUGUCCAUGUACUAUGGAUCAAGCUAUGUUAGAUUUGGGUCGUUACAUGCCGUUGUUUGGCUGCGAUAUUGAUGGUGAUGCAUCUUGCGAGUACAAUAAAGGAGCUCAACACUGUGUUAUGAGUACAGCAGCAACUUGGACAGGUGCUGGUCAAGUUUGUUGCUAUGACUUUGAAGGUUGGCUUAUGCAUUCUGAUGAUUAUGAAAACGCUGCCCAUCUGCGGUUCUUCAGUCCCGGAACUGCUCAAAGAGCUCAUCCGAUGGGAUCCUUCCCAUUCAAACGUCCACCUUAUGUUCCUUCUUUAUCAAACUUCCACACUGAUACAAUGGCUUAUGAAAAAUGCUGCAAAUGGGCUGGAGCAUGUGAAUUCUACUUCUGGAGACGUCAAACAUCCGGCUGUCAAGAAUAUAUUCCACCUGUGGCAGGAAUCGCUUAUGGAGAUCCACACUUCGUCACAUUCGACGGAACUCGGUACACAUUCCAAGGGAAGGGGUAUUAUGUGUUAGCGAUGAGUAAAGAUCCUCGUCAUGAUCUUCAAGUUCAAAUUCGAAUGGAACAACCGCCAAAAACAGAUUGGAACCAAGAAGUUCACGCUUCUGUCAUCACUGGAGUGGCUGCUCGAGAAAACCAAUCAGAUAUCGUCCAGCUCUUUGCUAGAAAAGAAUUCCGAAGAUGGCGUUAUCGAAUGGACAUCGUAGUGAAUGGCCAUAAAGUUUAUUUCGAUACACCUGAAUUGAAAAUGCAGCGCUUCCGAGGUGUUACUUUACGCUCUCCUGAACGCAACCAUAAUCAAUCGGAAAUAAUGGUGAUGUUUGAUUCGGGAGCAGGAGUUCGUGUAGCAGAAGCUCAUGGAGUUCUUUCCGUCAUGACAUUGCUUCCGCCGGAUUUCAAUGAAACUUAUGCAAACUUCCGAGGGGCUGACUACUUCGGUACAGGCUCGGAUGAGUUUGGACGAAGAACUGCAAAUAUUCAACAAGAAUUUAUCAAUAAGGUUACACAACCAUCAACUCUUCAUUAUGUUGGAGGAGGUCAACGAUUCGUAACUGUUGGGUUGUUGGGAACGUUUAAUGAGAAUCAUUUGGAUGAUUUAAUGUCUCCAGAUGGACAUAUAACUGUCGUUAGUCAUCCUCCGACAGAACAGGAUAACAUCAACGCUUAUAAGUUUGGUCAGCGAUGGAGAGUCGAUGGUACGAGGCAUAAGCUGUUAUUCCAAGAUGACAUCAAACCAAUCUACAAUCCUUUACAAUUUGGUGAUGAUCGUAAAUACAACCCCGUUUUCGAUCCAUACCGUCUUCAAUUCAAUGCCAGUCUAGUCUUUACUCUUGACGAAGUUCGAGUGGCUUGUCAGAACGUCUAUGAGUGUGAAUAUGACUAUUUCCUAACCGGUCGUAGAGAGAUCGCUCUCAAUACACUAGAAGUGCAAAGCAAACUGAUGGAACUGAAACAUAAGGGUUCACAUAGAGCUCAAUCAUGUGGGGCAUUGCUAACAGCUCCAGGAGCUGUGAAAUAUCCUCCCGGAAAUAAUUACUUGGAUGGCGUAACAGUUACAUUCACAUGCAAACCCGAAUAUUUCAUUCACGGAACUCCUCAAAGGACUUGUAUAAACGGUUCAUGGACACCUGGAUGGCACGUAUGGUGCAGAUACCGUAGCGUGGAAAUCGGACUAAAGUGGAUGACUGGAAUUUUAUCGUCUGUAGCAAUCAUUUUGUUCAUAGCUUCGAUCCUCUGUGGAUGUUAUUUACGUCGAAUUGCACUUCAUCCUGAAACCAGAAUUACAUUCCGCAAAAGCGAAAAGAGCACAACAAUCUCAUCCACAGAUAGUUCGAACAAACAAUUGCGACCUGUCUCAACACGUCCCAGCUCUAGAUAUGGAGAAACGACCAUACUUCCUGGAGCUGGUCAACCGACCUAUCGGACAAAUAUCACUCAGCCCAUAUCAAUAUUACGUCCAGCUCGUUCGCCAUUCCGAGCCUACGAAACAUCGGCUUAA